Messenger RNA from Trichoderma aggressivum f. europaeum, 1449 nucleotides. RefSeq lists its product as uncharacterized. NCBI's taxonomy places the organism in Eukaryota, Fungi, Ascomycota, Sordariomycetes, Hypocreales, Hypocreaceae. The transcript has 3 exons. Gene Ontology annotation, biological process: regulatory ncRNA-mediated gene silencing. Bases 1 to 1449 code for a protein of 482 amino acids. Gene Ontology annotation, cellular component: ARC complex. The record is from RefSeq and is a predicted model, not a curated record.
AUGCUGCCAGAGAUGGAUUCUGCUGCAGCUCCAGACGGCGAUGGUGGCAAAGCCAUGGAACCACAGCCUGAAGUGGACGGCAGUGUCAUCUCGAUACCAACCCUCUCAGUCACGGAAGCUGGAGAGGAAGCUGAGGAAGGGGGAGAAGAAGCGGACGCCAUUGAUCCUGCUCAACUUUCGGCGCCCACGAAGAAACGAAAGAACAAGAAAUCAACAUCUGGCAGGGGUCCAACGGCUUUGCCCAAGAAUCGCGGUAAUGGAUUUGAAGAGUAUUUUGCAGACCCUCCCAUGACGCCUGAUGAGGCCAUGGAGGAGAAACAAGAGAUAUAUUCUCCACGCAUCCAGUCUUGCAUUCAGCGUUUCCGCUCUCGUCGCCGCCUCCAAUUCCCGAGAACCACCUACUUCAACGACUACCUCUUCCUCGGCGGCGUGGAUACAAAUCAAGGCGCCUACACUGGACUCGACCCCAGAGAGCUCAAACAGCUCACGCCUGCACAGCGUCGAGAUGCCGCGGCCAGAGAUGUCGUCUACGAAGGCACUGGUGGCGGCGACCGCUUCCACGACGGCGACGAAACCAAGUGGACUGUCGACUUUGCCGGCGUUGCGGCAGGCUUUCUCUCCAGAGCAAUCAUCCCCUUGACUGGCCUCGUGGCUGGACCGAUGGAAGACGCAAUCGAUGUGAUUGAGAAUUUUCUUCGAUAUGUCCUCCAUCACGACGUCUGUCCCGAGUAUGAAGAGAAUGUCAAGGAGGCGCUCAAAGUCUGUCUGAUGGCUAGAGAAGAAUGGCCAAUGCUCAACUCUCUGCAAACCGCACUUCCGGGCCUCUUCAACUUUGCCGCGACCGAGUUGUUCUCGAAGACUGAUCCCGACGCAUGGGCCCUUGAUCUGUUUCAGAUUCCCGAGGGAUUCGAUGCAAAGUCUGUCUUCUAUUCGGCCAUUACUAUGCUGGACGACAAUGAAGUGUUUGAGCAUCUCGUUGGAAACGCUGUUGAGCUUGUCAGGCAAUAUGAAUGCACUCUAGAGAUAACAAAGGUCAAUCUCCCAACCACAGAGCUGACUGAGCGAUUCCAGAAGCUGGCCAUCACCACAGACGGCAACAAGAAGAUCCGGCUCUUGUCAUUAGGCAAAAUCACCCUCAAACCAGCCGUGAUUGAGGAUGGAUGGGUCGAGCCAGACAUACAGCAUCCUCUCCAGGGCAAAGAGAUCGACUUGUAUUUCGAGCAAAACAUCCUCGUCAACCUCAAGCCAGGCAUGAAAAUGACGUUGGAGAUCUACGAACUUGGGGCUGGCGUUCGGUUUGUCAAGCACAUUCGCAAGAUUGUCCCCUCAUUCUACACAUUCCUUGCGCAGGAGUUGAUGGUACACUUCAGAGCUCCUCAAGUAAAUGACCGCCCUGCACCAUCAGUGCAUAAUCUUACCGCGGAAGACAAUCAACCAGUGGAGGAAUAA